Messenger RNA from Metopolophium dirhodum (rose-grain aphid), 4905 nucleotides. Its product is annotated as probable multidrug resistance-associated protein lethal(2)03659. Gene Ontology annotation, cellular component: membrane. Lineage: Eukaryota; Metazoa; Arthropoda; Insecta; Hemiptera; Aphididae. Gene Ontology annotation, molecular function: ATP binding; ATP hydrolysis activity; ABC-type transporter activity. The coding region runs from base 802 to 4746 and encodes 1314 amino acids. The transcript is spliced from 28 exons. Gene Ontology annotation, biological process: transmembrane transport. The record is from RefSeq and is a predicted model, not a curated record.
UGUAAUAAUAUACACGAAAACACGCGCUCGACAGUGGCAGUCGCGGGCCCGUCCACGCACCGGUUUUUCUCAAGUUGCUCUUUCCGUCUGCGACACGGCGUGAGUGAUGGUAUAUUAUUAUAAUCGUAGCUGAUCGUCGUUUACCGAAACAUUUUCUAGUCCUGUCUAGUCUCCGAUAGUGUUGACGAUCGUCGGUAAUCGAUGCGCCUUUGAAUUGUUAUUUUUUCAUUAUCGAGGUUCCGGACACGACCGCGGUGACGUCUGAUUCCACGCAGCUAUAGAUACUUCCCGAUUUCAUGACACUCUCGAAUUCGGCACGAUAUAACGUUGUAGACGAGUGUCCGGAAUUGUUCAUAUUAUUUUCAAUGCAUUCUCUCAGUCCUCGAAUAUAAUAUAAUAUUAUAUUAAUAGGUGUUUAUAAUUAUUGUAAUAUAUUAUCGUCGGCACCGCCCGGAGAUUCGAAAACUGAAGAACGGCAUUUAAAGUAACUAUAUUCAUAAUAGCGUAUUGAUAGAGCGUCUACGCCAUGAACAGAUUUCCAGAUGACAAUGGUGAAAUAAAACGACCUCUUAAUCCAAGAUCUAAUGCAAAUAUUUUUGAAAUCAUUACUUAUGGAUGGCGCCACUGUUGCAUUUUUGACAUCCAGAUUUCCUACUUUUCCAGCAGAUUUUCCUAAAAUGUUCUUUCAUAAGAACCUUGCCCUGACAAUUACAAACAUAACAAAAUAAAAAAUCAGCCAAAACGAUCAAGCCGUUUCGGAGCCAACCCGUGACACAAAAUCUGGACUUGCUUUUAUAUUGGAUGUUGAAUCUGUUCAAAACAGGACAAAACAGAGAUUUAGAUGAAACCGAUUUAUAUACGACAUUGGACGACCAGAUAUCAUCAUCAUUAGGCGAUGAAUUAGAAAAGGAAUGGCGUUUAGAACUGACCAAUGCAUACUCUGCGAAUCGUACGCCUAGUCUGCCGAGAGCUUUGAUUAAAAUGUUUGGUUAUAAAUAUAUGUUCAUUGGAUGUUUAUUCGCCAUCAAUGAUAUUAUUUUUAGAGUAUCUGGGCCACUAUUAGUUGGCGGGUUAUUAGCAUAUUUCAACCCCGAUGGUUCCAACACUACAGACUUGAAACACGCAUACAUGUAUGCGUCUGGUAUAGUGUUUUCCUUGUUAAUUAUAAUGAUAUUGCAACAUUCAAGUAUUGAAGAAAACUUACAAUGUGCGUUGAAGAUGCGAGUUGCUUGCUGUUCUAUCAUAUUUAGAAAGGCAUUGUGUUUAAGUCAAACAGCUCUUGGCGAGACCACUGUGGGCCAAGUAAUAAAUUUGAUAUCGAAUGAUGUUAGUCGAUUCGAUAUUGCAGCGAACUCAAUUCAUUAUGUAUGGAUUGGUCCCCUGCUAACAAUUGUGGUAAUAUAUUUUUUGUGGCAUGAAAUUGGCGUAUCGUCAUUAAUUGGAGUAUCUGGAUUUUUAUUUUUUAUUCCGUUACAAUGUUUGUUGGGGAAAAAAAUGUCCGAAUAUCGAUUGAAGACGGCCACAAUUACCGACGAGAGAAUACGUUUAAUGAACGAAAUAAUUUCGGGAAUACAAAUAAUCAAAAUGUACACUUGGGAAAAACCAUUUGCAAAACUUAUAGAACAUACCAGAAAAAAGGAAAUGAAACAAAUUCGAAGAACUUCAUUUCUGGGUAUUCUAACUUUUGCGUUUUCAGUAGUUCAAGCUAAGCUUCAGCUGUUCAUCAGUAUUUUAUCAUUCAUGUUACUCGGAAACAAUAUCUCAAUCAGAAAAGUUUUUGUCUUAGCUGCAUUUUUCUCUCUAUUGCAACAACCAAUGACGAAAUUAUUUGGCCGAGGUUUAACUCAAUUAGCUGAACUGAAAAUAUCUCUGAAACGCAUACAGAAUUUUAUGUUGCUUGAAGAAAAAGAUAGCAAAAUCCUAAAUCUUUCAACAUCUGCAGUCAAACCAUUAACAAUUGGAGUUAUGAAAUCGGACAUAAAUACAGACAAUAUUGAUAUUAAAAAAAACACAGGAUGUGUAAAUAGUUUUGGUAUAGUUUUUUCGAAUGCUAGUGCAAAGUGGACAGACAUACAAACAUGUAACACUUUGGAAAACAUUAAUCUAAAUAUCAUACCAGGACGAUUGGUGGCAAUUAUCGGACCAGUAGGAGCCGGAAAAAGUUCAUUAUUACAAGCAGUCUUGCGCGAAUUGCCGCUUUCCGCAGGUAAAAUAUCCGUUUGUGGUAAAGUGUCUUAUGCAUCACAAGAACCAUGGCUGUUUGCCGGUACUGUUCAACAAAAUAUACUUUUUGGUUCGCCGAUGGACAAAGAGCGUUACAAACAAGUUAUAAGUGUAUGUGCAUUAAAAACUGAUUUUAAACAAUUUCCACAUGGUGACAGGACUUUGGUGGGUGAAAGAGGAGUUACUCUAAGUGGGGGCCAGAGAUCGAGAAUAAAUGUAGCUAGAGCAAUAUACAAACAAGCAGAUAUAUAUUUACUGGACGAUCCUUUGUCGGCAGUUGAUUCUAAAGUUGGCAGGCAUUUGUUUGAGAAAUGCAUCAAAGAUUAUCUCAAAGAAAAAGCAUGUGUUCUUAUUACUCACCAAGUACAAUACUUAACUGAUGUCGAUCAAAUAAUUCUAAUGGACAAUGGAAGAAUAGUAGCCGAAGGUUCUUAUCAAGAACUACAAGCCACCGCUUUUGAGUUUGCGAAAUCACUUGGAUCUUCAGAUGAUACAGGAACAAAUGAACCAGAAAAUGAUACCAACAACAGUUUGAAUGUACAAAUGGUUUCAACUUUGCUCGGUUCCAACAAAAGUAUUUCAUCGUCUCAAAAUGAUGUUCAUGUUAGUGGAGCUCUAGCUGAAAAAUCAAAAAAUACGGACAAAAUUCGGUCGUCUGGUCGUGUUUCGAUUAAUGUUUAUCGAUCAUAUUUAUCUGCCAACGGGAGUGUUUUUAAAGUAUUUUUAGUACUUUUUUGUUUUAUUCUUACCCAAGUAUUGGCUAGUGGUGUUGAUUAUUGGAUUAGCUUUUGGAUAACUCGUGAAGAAUAUAUUUUGCAUAAUACAAUAAGCUACAAUAUAUCAAAUAAUAAUGGAACAUUAUCGUCUAGUGAUUCAUUCACUACAUUAUUGUUUUCGUCAAAUUUUCGUCAAAACUGUGUGAUCUUAUACGCCGUUAUAUUAAUUUUUUUGAUUGUAACCAUUAUCGUCAGGUGUGUGACGUACGUAAUGUUCUGUACGAGAGCUUCGAUAAAUGUGCAUAAUCAAAUGUUCGAUAGAUUUAUUAAAGCCACGAUGUUUUUUUUCAACACUAGGUCUUCUGGUGACAUGUUGAAUCGUUUUUCAAAGGACAUCGGAGCUGUUGACGAGAUGUUGCCGUACGUUAUAUUUGAUUGUUUGCAAUUGGUAAUGUUACUUUUGGGAAUCAUAUUUAUUGUUGGAUUUGUUAAUAUUUACCUCAUGGUACCGACAUUUAUCAUGGUAAUAGUAUUCUAUAAGAUUAGAGUUUUCAAUUUGCCUACGUCAAGAGGUAUCAAACGGUUAGAAGGAAUUACACGAAGUCCUGUAUUUGCACAUAUGAAAGAAACAUUACGAGGUUUAACAACAAUAAGGGCAUACAAAGUAGAACAAAUUUUAAUCAAUGAAUUUGACGAGCAUCAAGACUUACAUUCUUCGGCUUGGAAUAUGUACAUUUGUGCGAAUCAAGCGUUUGGGCUCUGGUUGGAUAUAGUCAGUAUUACUUAUAUAAGUAUUGUAAUAUUCAGCUUCUUUGCUGUUGAAAAUGAUCAUGGAGGAAAUAUUGGUCUAACUAUUACUCAAACGAUUACAUUGACUUCAAUAAUCCAAUGGGGAGUAAGACAGUUAUCAGUCUUAGAAAACCAAAUGACAUCUGUAGAAAGAAUACUUGAAUACACAGAUUUACCGCAGGAAGCUGAUUUUCAAUCUCCUUCUGAAAAAGCACCUCCCAACAAAUGGCCUUUUUCGGGAAAAAUUGAAUUUCGAAAUUUUAAUCUUCGUUAUAGCCUAGAUUCACCAUACGUGUUAAAAAAUCUCAAUUUUCAAAUACAGCCAAUGGAAAAAAUCGGAAUCGUUGGCAGGACCGGUGCAGGUAAAUCGUCCAUUAUUGGGGCAUUGUUUAGAUUUGCUCUCAAUGAAGGAUCUAUCAUUAUCGACGAUAUAGAGAUACAUAAGUUAGGAUUACACGACCUGAGAUCUAAGUUUUCCAUUAUCCCCCAAGAACCAGUUUUGUUUUCAGGAACAAUGCGAACGAAUUUAGAUCCAUUUGAUGAAUACCCCGAUGUGGUUCUUUGGAAUGCUUUAGAUGAAGUGGAACUUAAAACUGUCGUUGAAAGAUUGCCUGGUGGUUUAAAUUCAAAAAUGUCUGCUUUUGGUUCUAAUUUUAGUGUUGGUCAAAGACAGUUAUUAUGUUUAGCUAGGGCUAUAGUUCGAAAUAAUAAAAUUAUAAUAUUGGAUGAAGCCACUGCCAAUGUCGAUCCACAAACCGAUGUCUUGAUUCAAAAUACAAUUAGAAAUAAAUUCAAAUUAUGCACAGUGUUAACGAUUGCUCACCGAUUGAAUACCAUUAUGGAUUCUGAACGAGUACUUGUUAUAGACGCUGGCACAGUAGUUGAAUUUGAUCAUUCAUAUAAUUUACUGAAAAAUAAAGAUGGAUUUUUAUACAAAAUGGUAGAACAAACGGGAAUAAUUACAUCUGAAUUAUUGCACAGCGUGGCCUCCGAGAGUUUUAACGUUCAGACGAAAUGAAAAUCUGCAGUCAAUGUCAAAAGAGUAUAAAUUCAGAAAUUCUGUCUUAAAUAAAAAAAAAUAUUUAAUAUUCUUUCGUACGUGUACUUACAUGAUAAAUUAUAUUAAUGUGUAACUUUUAUAGGAUCUGUGAUGAUAAUAUAAAUUCUUAUUUUAUUA